Molecule: messenger RNA, 1086 nt
Organism: Manacus vitellinus (golden-collared manakin)
Lineage: Eukaryota; Metazoa; Chordata; Aves; Passeriformes; Pipridae
Gene: TMEM214
Product: transmembrane protein 214
Exons: 7
Cellular component (GO): Golgi apparatus; endoplasmic reticulum
Source: RefSeq, a predicted model, not a curated record
UCGCUGGAGGAGGCCCUGCGAGCUCUGGACCUGGCAGAUCUGCAGAAGGAGCUGGAGAAGAGCCGGAGCGUGUUCCCCGAGAACCCCUCCGUGUGGGUGAAGGACCUGGCCGGGUACCUCAACUACAAGCUGCAGGCACCCCAGAGCGACCCCGUGCUGAGCCAGCACCCCCACGACUAUCCAUACAGCCUGGCGAGCAAGGAGCUGAGGAGCAUCAUCCGGACCCUGCUGGGAAGGGCGUCGGGAGUGCUGGAGCUCUUCUUCGACCACUGCAUCUACACCAUGCUCCAGGAGCUGGACAAGGCCCCGGGUGAGCACCGGCCAGGAACCGCUCAAGGAACACUCUUGUCUCUUCCAGCCUCCUCUUCCGCACGGCUGCUCCGCUCCUCUGGCGUCCUGCCCGCCUCCCAGCUGGCCUGGCAGAAGGUGUCCCACGGCUGCCUCGAGGGCUACAGGUGGCUGGAGCACAGCCUGGCCCACCACGGCUCUGCAGCCGUGUCCGUCCUGCGGCCGCAGCUGGAGCUGCUCUGGGACACGGGUGGUGAGGUGGCCCGGGAUGUGUCCCAGCAGUGCUACUCCCUGCUCUCAUGGCUCCAGGGCAGCCUGCCCUGGCUCAGCGAGUGGGUCCAGACCCGGCUCCCCGAGUCCCUGCUGCACUUCGGCGAGUGCGUGCGGGAGCUGCUGCUGUUCCUGGUGUGGAGCUGCCUGGUGCCGCUGCUGCAGGGCCUGGCCUCGGCGCUGCAGCAGGGCUGGCAGCGCUGCCUCGACUCCUGCAAUGGGGACGUGACAUGGGAGUGCGUAAGGGACCACCUGACGAGUUUCACCUAUUCUUCUUGGAUUUACCUGCAAAACACAACCCUGGCCCUCAAAAACUGGGCCCUGGCCAUGAUUUCUGGACACUGAGCUGCUUUCUGGAGAAGGUCACGCUGUCUCCCGACAUUCCAACUGCCAGAGGGUAUCCCAGUGCAGCUGGAUGGGGGAUGGAGACGUUGAGGGCGAUGCCUACAGGAACUUUGGGUCAAAUCGGGGCUUUUGGGGGAGGUUUAUUUUCUGGGGGACUGGGGAGACACACAUACAGGUUUUUUC